Messenger RNA from Neurospora tetraspora, 2009 nucleotides. Its product is annotated as catalase-like domain-containing protein. The transcript has a single exon. Gene Ontology annotation, cellular component: peroxisome; cytoplasm; mitochondrion. The record is from RefSeq and is a predicted model, not a curated record. Lineage: Eukaryota; Fungi; Ascomycota; Sordariomycetes; Sordariales; Sordariaceae. Bases 261 to 1934 code for a protein of 557 amino acids. Gene Ontology annotation, biological process: response to hydrogen peroxide; hydrogen peroxide catabolic process. Gene Ontology annotation, molecular function: catalase activity; heme binding.
ACUCGAAUCAAGGACCGAACAGCAUCAUGGACAGCACUUAGCGCUCAGAGGAUAGCCCACCACGGUCACAACCAUGGCUCGUUCCUCCAAUUUGCCUUGGCCCGGAGACUAUGGAUGUCGCUGAUCGGGCGUUGUGUGUGUAAAAGUUGGAUUUCAAAAAGUGGUGAUGUCAUGGUAUCCACCACUCACCACCAUCGAGACUAGCAUGGCGAUAUCAACAUCGAAACCGAUAUAAAGACAGCAGUUGUGGUCUGGGAGGCAUGAUUGUUGUCUCGCUCUCCAUCUCAUCCUACACCAGAUUCUACCAUUAUCACAGUCAUGUCUUCAGUAAGUAUGUCCUUCCUUCCCCUCCAGAAUCCGCCCAUACUUACCUCUACAUAUCACAGGACGACGCACCAGUUUACACACUCGCCGAGGGACGCCCCGUCCAGGACCCUUCGGCUGCCACUGUCCUCAGGGGUUCCAAGCCUCGUGGGGGAGCCCUCUCUCUACUCCAAGACACCCAGUUGAUCGAAACCCUCGCACACUUCCCCCGAGAACGCAUACCCGAACGUGUCGUCCACGCCAAGGCAGCCGGUGCCUGGGGAGAGUUUGAGUGCACGGAAGAUGUCUCCGACUUUACGUCUGUUGACUUCCUCAACAAGGUCGGAAAGAAGACCAAGGUCCUGGCCCGUAUCUCCACGGUAGCAGGCGAGAAGGGCUCUGCGGAUACGAUUCGUGAUAUCCGCGGUUUCGCUCUCAAGUUCUUCACCGAGGAGGGCAACUGGGACUUUGUCGGAAAUGACCUGCCCGUCUUCUUCAUCCGCGACCCCGUCAAGUUUCCCAGUCUCAACCGCUCCCACAAGCGUCACCCCCAGACCAACGUGCCCGACUCGACCAUGUUCUGGGAUUUCCACAACAACAACCAAGAAGGCGUCCACUGCUUGAUGCAGCUCUUUGGCGGCCGUGGCAUCCCCGCCUCUCUCCGCAAUGUCAACGGCUUCGGCAACCACACCUACAAGUUCGGCAAGCCCGAGGACGGCACGUUCAAGUACGUCAAGAUUCACCUCAAGCCCGACGCCGGCAUCAAGAACCUCGAGUCCGACGAAGCCGUCCGCCUGGCCGGCGAAGAACCCGAUUACCACAUCAAAGACAUGUACAACGCCAUCGAGCGCGGCGACUACCCCACUUGGACCAUGUACUUCCAGAUCAUGGAUCCUAAGGACGCCGAAACCUACCGGUACAACAUCUUUGAUAUUACGCAGACCUGGUCGCAUCGGGAUUAUCCUCUCCGUCCCAUCGGCAAACUCACGCUUAACAAGAACCCGGAAAACCACUUCCAGGAUAUCGAGCAAGCUGCGUUCUCCCCCUCCACCAUGGUUCCUGGCAUUGGCCCUAGCGCGGACCCCAUGCUCCAGGCUAGGAUGUUCUCCUACCCUGAUGCCGCCCGCUACCGUGUCGGUCCCAACUACCAACAACUCCCCUGCAACCGCGCCUUGCACGUGUACUCCCCGGACCAGCGUGAUGGCCCAAUGCGGGUAGACGGCAACUACGGCGGCGACCCGAAUUACGUCCGGUCUUCUUUCCGCCCCAUGCGUCUCGGUCCUCCUGACGUCGCUCACGACGAGUGGACCGGUAAGGUCGCCUUGUUCUCCUCAGAAGUCACCGAUCUCGAUUUCGAGCAGCCGAGGGAUCUAUGGAAGAUCUUCAAGGAGACCGGAGAAGACAAGCGGUUUGCCAAGAAUGUGGCGGCGCACGUUGGCAAGGCGUUGCCGGAAGUGCAGAAAAAGACAAUCGAGAUGUUCAGUAGGGUUGAUAAGGAGGUGGGAGAGGCUAUCGAAAAAGAGUUGGAUGAGCUUGAGAAGAACGGCGGUGCGGGCAUUGAGCAUGACAAGGCGCCGGUGAAGGGGAAGGGAAUGAGGUGUAAGGAGGGUUCGAAAGAUAGCAAGGAGUGAGUGGUGAUGAUGAGUGUACGACCUGCGAAUAAUGUUUGAUGAAAUAAUGCAGCGCAUUCUUUUUUGCUUCAGCUG